AUGUUUCUGUACCAUCUAUCCUAUUAUCUGCAUUCUCCAUUACCAUUGAGGCUUCCUGCUUCCGUCCAUCCUGAUACAAUGUUAUUGGACGAUACCAAGGAUAUCAUCUAUAUACAUGAUCUUGACAGAGAACUAGAGGAUAUUGAACAAAAGGAUAACGGUCUUGAGAUCUUUCCCGGAGUUGCUGACCGGAUGUCAACUAUCCCGAAGUUAUUGGUUGCAAAUACUACAAGCCCGUGCAAUGAGCUAGUCCUUUACACCGAGCCUACAUCAUUAUCAAUCCCUAAGGAGGAUGAUAAUGUACGAAAAGCGCUGAUAGCUACAAGGGAGCGCGCUAGAAAAAGUCGACAGGAUUUUCAUACGCAAGGUCGGGACAUCACCAAAAGCUCAGCCGCAAGCGCGACUACAAGUGGCCGCGGUACAGUAGAAGGGCCUAUUGAUGGAUGUGAAAGAUUAUCAUCAGUGGCAUAUUUGACCUGUUGUAGCAAAGCCUCUACUAUCCUUACUGCUUUCUAUUCCUUGCUUUCAAGGGACAGGUUUCUCGCUGGUAAAGUCAUGUCUGACUUUCUGAAUUACUCUACCUACCUACUCUUUACUUCUGAUAAAUAA
Aspergillus niger is the source of this 609-nucleotide messenger RNA. RefSeq lists its product as uncharacterized. The transcript has 5 exons. The record is from RefSeq and is a predicted model, not a curated record. Lineage: Eukaryota; Fungi; Ascomycota; Eurotiomycetes; Eurotiales; Aspergillaceae. Bases 1 to 609 code for a protein of 202 amino acids.